This is a messenger RNA of Medioppia subpectinata, 1697 nucleotides long. The record is from the annotation of a GenBank genome assembly. Lineage: Eukaryota; Metazoa; Arthropoda; Arachnida; Sarcoptiformes; Oppiidae.
CACCGAUAGUGGAGGCAAAUGACCUGUUGGCACAGUCAGACGAUUUGCCAAAAUUUCUUGAAGUUUUCAAAGCACAAGAUCUGAGGCCUGGCGAGCAGUUAUCGUUGAAAUGUAUGGCAACGGGAACGCCAUUACCAAUGAUUACGUGGCUUUUGGACGACUUGCCUAUCACUGAAUUGAAUGGCUUACGUUAUGGCGAUUAUGUGACCAGAGAUUCAAAUGUGAUAUCAUUUGUGAAUAUAUCAUCGGUGAGUACAGAGCACGGCGGCCACUGGACGUGUACGGCCCGAUCGCACUCCUCCAAUGUCCGCUACGGGGCUAAUAUUCAUGUGAUGGGCAGCCCUUUCGUACGGCUCAUACCAAACAUGACUUUAGUCGCUCACCAGACUAUAUAUCUCAAGUGUCCGGUUGGCGGCAAUUUCGAUGAAAUCCAAUGGGAAAAAAACGGAGUGCUUUUGCCCGACAAUCACAGACAAACACUUCAUACGAACGGAACACUCAUUGUUCGCGAGCUCUCCCGGGAAACAGAUGGAGGAAGAUAUUCGUGUUUCGCUAAAUAUAAGGGCGAUAUUUCCCGAAGAGAUUUCUAUAUAACAGUGAGAGAAAAACCAGUGAUUGAGCCGUUUAUCGUGCCGUCGUUAGUACAUACGGGACAACGACUGUCCAUCACAUGUACUGUCAUUAGAGGUGAUCCGCCGUUGACUAUCAAAUGGCUAUACAAUGACCACAUGAUCGGCGAAGAGUCGGUCGUCAGCAACACUGUUAUUAAAGUCCAUCAUUUGACUGACUAUUCCUCGACAUUACUAUUUGAAUUGUUAACUAAGAAACAGACGGUCGCCGCCCGUUUUAGAGCCAAAUUCAGGGCCGAGACCUUUACGAGGCAUCAGAAGUCGAUUCUGGUGUGCGAUGCGAUCGGCGAGCGGCCCAUCACUAUUGACUGGAGUAGAGACCGACAAAUCAUUCAUACGGAACACCACUCUAACAGAUACGCUAUAAAGGAGACAGUAAUGAACGAAGGAAUCACAUCGGAGUUAGUCAUUGAAUCGAUUGAUAGAAGCGAUUCAGCGCUCUAUCAGUGCAUCACAUCUAAUGCCUAUGGAAAGGAUGAAACAAGUAUUCAAGUUAUAGUUCAAGAACCGCCCGACACUCCACUCGACGUGAAAGUGGAUGACAUAACGAGUCGCUCGGCGCGGGUGUCGUGGGCGCCCCCUUUCACCGGCAAUUCACGAAUUACCAAAUAUCACAUUUAUCUCAAAGAAAAUCCCACUGAAAUAUCUCAACAAAAGCGCAAUAUCACUAUUCCCGGCACAGAAACCGUUUGGACGAUAUCCGAGUUAUUACCGAAUAAUGUGUAUUCACUAAACGUCGCGGCCGUCAAUUCGCUCGGAAUAAGUCAAUCGAGUCUUUCAAUCAAUUUCCAGACCCAAGAAGAAGUUCCCAGCGAUCCUCCGACUCAUAUCAAAGCCCACUCCAACUCGUCGACGACACUGAAAAUAAGUUGGAAGGUGCCGGUCCUCCUUCUGAACCAAUUAAAUCCGAAACUCUUUUUGAAGUCCAAUUCGUGGUAUUAUAUUCAGAUCACUGCCUACUCCCAGGCCGGCAGCAGUCAGGCUGAGUACAACUUCUUGACGCGAACCCAACAUAACUGUAAGUACAACUCAAUCCUCUCAUUCCUCUCAUUCUCAUCCAUCCAUUAG